Molecule: messenger RNA, 552 nt
Organism: Symbiodinium natans
Lineage: Eukaryota; Dinophyceae; Suessiales; Symbiodiniaceae
Source: the annotation of a GenBank genome assembly
AUGAGGAGGGUACCAAAUAACCAGCAGUCCUUUCCGGAUGAUUACAGUUAUGUUUCUUUUACAAUCUGGGAGACGAAGAAAGACUUUACUUUCUGGAGGAAGGGACCAGCCUUCAAAGAAGCCCAUGGUGGCGGUGGAAUUCUGGACUUUGUUGGAAUGGUCAUGAGUUCCUUCAUGACCAGCAAGGGCCCGCCCAAGCCAUCCUUCUGGCAAGGAUUGCUGCCGCAGAAGUCCUUGCAGUCCAAAGUUCGCUUGGUUUCGGGCCCUGGUGGGCGACCGGAGGCUGAUGGUGAGAAGAUGCUCCCACCUGAGGUCUUUGUCGCGACAACUCGAUACAACGUGGCGGACCAGUCGAAGACGGAGUUCGAACAGUUGUGGAGCAAACAGAAAGACGAGCUGCAGGAAACGGCCGGCUUUCGAUUCUCUCAACUCCUUCGACGUGACCAAGCGCCAGAUGAUAACUGCAACUACUUGAGCGUGACUGUCUGGGAUGACAAGGCAGCAUAUGCAACUUGGCUUGGACCAGAGCAAGUUUGCAGGAGGCACAACUGA